GACACAGCUCUAGAGAACUUCUGCCCUACAUGCGGAUUAUCUGUGACAUCCUCCCAGAUGUUGGGACAUCAGGACGCACUGCUCGUCAUUUACGCACAAGCUCUUUUCUCUCUUAUAUGUUGUUUACAGUUAAGAGGUUUUUUUUUAUGGCUGCAAAACGGAAAAGUUUGAACAGCGGGGAAUGGAUAUUUGCGUCCACAAUUUGGUAUCGGCAUAUUACAACCUGAUUUAACAGAAGAACAUGAAGAAGGAAGGAGGGCUUCUGUUUCAGACUAAUAAUGACAUUUAUUUCACCGGAUGGCACGGCUAAAGUGACGUCCAUCAAGAUAAGAGGGCACCUUAAAUGUCAGACAUCUCAAAGGGUGACAUAAAAUAUGACAAAAAGUGACUAAAAGUUAUGGAGCGCUCCGGUCAAGUCGAGCCAACUCAGCCGUUGAACACCACUAACGACAGUUUCAUUACAGAUUCACCCACUGUGGAUGUCAGCGCAGAGAGUCUCGCCUAUCAAAUCAGUCUGGCGGCGAUUCUCUCCCUGAUCACACUCGCCACCACUCUAUCCAACGCGUUCGUCAUCGCAACAAUCUCCCAGUCGAAGAAACUGCAAACUCCUGCGAACUUUCUGAUCGCCUCACUGGCCGUCACCGACCUGCUGGUGUCCAUUCUGGUGAUGCCCAUUUGCGUCCUGUACACGGUCAUCCACAUCUGGACGCUGGGGCAAAUCGUUUGCGACAUCUGGCUCUCCUCGGACAUCACGUGUUGCACGGCGUCUAUCCUCCACCUGUGCGUAAUCGCUUUGGAUAGGUACUGGGCCAUUACUGACGCGGUGGAGUACUCCAAAAAGCGCACGCCAGGGCGCGCGGCCGGGAUGGUGGCCACAGCCUGGGUGAUCGCCAUCUCCAUCUCUCUGCCGCCUCUCUUCUGGAGGCAGGUGAAGGCGGAGGAGCUGACCAGCUGCAGCGUCAACACGGAUCAUAUUUUCUACACCAUCUACUCCACCUUUGGGGCUUUCUACAUCCCCACCUUGCUGCUUAUUGUCCUCUAUGGACGGAUAUACGUAGAGGCUCGGAAACGGAUCCUGAAGCAGUCUCCCAAGAAGGUGGGGAAGAGACUCACCUCGGCGCACCUGGUCACCAACUCCCCUGGAUCAGUGGCGUCCACAACCUCUCUGCAGUGCGGGAGACACGACACCCAGUCUAGCGACACCGGGUCUUCAACAAGCGAGAACCAGGUGAAAGUAACCGUGUCCGACGCACUUUUGGAGAAAAAGCGUAUUUCUGCAGCCAGAGAGAGAAAAGCGACAAAGACUUUGGGGAUAAUCCUCGGCGCUUAUAUUGUCUGCUGGCUGCCGUAUUUCAUUUACACACUGGUGGUGGCCACGUGUGACACAUGUUUUAGCCCCGAGUUGUUUGACUUUUUCAACUGGUUGGGAUAUCUGAACUCCCUAAUCAACCCGAUCAUAUACACCAUGUCCAACGAGGACUUCAAGAAAGCUUUCCAUAAACUUGUGCGCUUCCGAUGCUGCAGGUCGUGAACGAAUGUUCCUUCCCUCACCAGUGAUAUUUAUGUAUGUAUUUAUUUUGGGAUUUCAAGUUAUAAAAAUGUACGAGGAUAUAGAAUAAUAGGAAUGGCAUAAAUAACACACAUUCUGGGACUUGUAGACAUUAUAUGUGGUGCAUGCAAAAGAAAAUAACAUCCAUCCAAAGUCAUUCGGUCCAGAUUGCCAGUUGUGGAGUGAAAUUGUUCAACAUCAUUUCCACCAAUUUAAAGUUCUGACCACUGCUGCAAAAUUAAUUUUAAAGCUUGUUUUAAUUUAAAAAAAGAUUUAAUAUUGGAUAUAAAGCAAAAUUACUUGUGAAGAUAGUGGACAAAACCAACUUACUAUCACCACAUAAAAUCUUAAACUUGUCAUGUAAGCCUCUUGAUGGGCAAAUGAUUUGUUGUAGGAGAUAUUCAGUGAUAGGUUGUUACUAUUCUGUAUGGAUUCCUCUUUGGAUCGUUUGUCAGUGCCAGUAAACAGCAGAGAUCAUAAACAUCUGACAUUAUAAGUCAAACAUAUUUCAUCUGGCUACCCAGGAGCCUUUUGCAUCAUGUGUACAAAUAUUGUAUUUUUAUUUCUAAAACUCAGAGAUUACAAUAUGUCUGUAUAUUCUGAGAAAUGAUAACAGUGGUAUAUGUUUUAUUAUGUCCAUGGACUGCUUGUUGCUACAAUGUGUGGUGAUCUUUUUUUUAAUUUAGAAAGAUACAUUAAAAAAAUAAAAAUUAUUCAUCAGUGUCAAACAAAUAAACUGUAGCUGAUAUUUGAUAUUUACCCGGCAGAGCUGAAAGUUGAUCAUAAAUUCAAUUUUGCAGAACAGGCACCACCUUGUUUUACUCUGUGUGUAUGUGUGGAGGGGGUCUGUUUGCUGUUUGCGUCUGGCCUGUGGAUAUAUAAAAAUAAGGCUGAGGAUUUGUCAGCAUUAUGUGAAGUGAAGGUAUGUUGUUCUAGGAAUGUAUCUGUUCACAUUCAGAGACGCUGUGCAAUAAAGGC
Molecule: messenger RNA, 2527 nt
Organism: Micropterus salmoides (largemouth bass)
Lineage: Eukaryota; Metazoa; Chordata; Actinopteri; Centrarchiformes; Centrarchidae
Gene: htr1b
Product: 5-hydroxytryptamine (serotonin) receptor 1B
Exons: 1
Coding region: 398-1531 (377 amino acids)
Biological process (GO): regulation of behavior; adenylate cyclase-activating adrenergic receptor signaling pathway; vasoconstriction
Cellular component (GO): plasma membrane
Molecular function (GO): G protein-coupled serotonin receptor activity
Source: RefSeq, a predicted model, not a curated record